Caenorhabditis elegans is the source of this 3537-nucleotide messenger RNA. It is a transcript of the gene F19F10.11, whose product is annotated as Lin-15A/B-like domain-containing protein. The transcript has 12 exons. Bases 101 to 3466 code for a protein of 1121 amino acids. NCBI's taxonomy places the organism in Eukaryota, Metazoa, Nematoda, Chromadorea, Rhabditida, Rhabditidae. The record is from RefSeq and is marked reviewed. Gene Ontology annotation, biological process: negative regulation of vulval development.
GUAAAUCUGUACAUAAAACUAAGUAUUCAACCCGAAAAACAGUGUGUCUAGCAUAGUAUCAAUGCUUAGGUGCUAGUUUUGUACAAAUUACGGUUUCCAAAUGCCGUUUUCUAAGAAAAAUGAACAAAAUGGUGGAAUCACAGAAGCAGCGCUUCAGGCUAUAAAGCAAGAGCCUUUGGAUCAAAGGGAACAGCUCCCUGAAGAAAUCAAAUUAAAACCCGGUGAAAUGAUUCUUGUUCCAGAUGAUCCAAUGCUUCCUGGAAACUCUACAGCUUCUACUUCAAAUUUCUCCAGAGAAGAACUUCCGGGUCCUAGUGAUGUUGUGCGAACAAUUUCUAAAAACGAUCUCAUGAUGUCAAGAAAAACUGCUGCGCCAUCUUCGUGUCCACCGAAGGAGCAGUCGAUGAAGCCCAGUUUUCAGACUGAAAAAAUUAUGGGCGAUUUUGUGAAGCAACGGAGAAAGCUGAACUUCGCGACGCCGUGGCCAAGAAAAGAUCCAGGGCCUUCAUCAAAUUCUUGGCUCACAGAAUAUCGACCAUCAGUACCUGGGAAUCAAAUUGAAAAUUCAAAUAUAGAAAAUUUAAUCAAAAAAGUAGCUCCCUUCUACUCUCGCACCACUCACGAAAGUCCACAUUCAUCUCAAACUGUCGAAGAUUUUAGAUCGGAAUCUCUUGAUUUAUUGUAUCCAAUGAGAAGCCAGGAAGAACGUGCUAAAAUAACCAUGCAAAUCAAUAGAAGUUCACCAAUUCUCGAUAAUGAACAACAAGUUCUUCCAACGUCAGGAACUUGUGAAGUUUUGUCUCAGUUUAUGAUUUCGCAAGGAAUUCCGUUCGAAAAUAUCAAGGAUAGCUCAUUCAAGAAAUUGCUCGAACAUUUUGAGCCGGGAAGUGUGGUUCCAACGGUGAAAGAGUUGGAGCGGAGCAUGAAAUUCAAGAGAACACAGAAACCGAUUGAUUUAAGUAUUCAUGGACCUGUGAGCAUUACAGUUGAUCUGGUGAAACAUUUUGGAGAUGCAGAAGAUAAAAUGUAUUUGGUUUUUUCCGUUCAUCAUUUUGAGAAUUCGGGCGAUCGGACUGAUGCGGUUUUCUUGAAACGAGUUGGAUACUCGCAAUUAAACUAUCAGACGAUUGUAAUGCAUAUACGGGACUCGAUGAGCAUCCACAAAUACAAAAAUCUCAGCGUCACGAACAUUUUAGCUUCAAAUCGGAUAAUUGCUCAUCGAUUGGAAAAUGAUGUACACUCGACCGUCAAUUUCUACAUUUGCUUCCAACAUCAUAUAACAUCAUUUGUAUGCGCUUUACUUGAUAUGGAACCAUUUUCCAGUCGGCUACAAAAUCUUCGGGAGUUCGUGAGAAAGGCAAAAAGCGAUUAUAAGAUGAGAUCUUACAUGCAUGAGUGUUUGAACAAGAAGAAGAAAUAUUCUGAUAAUAGUCUACCGCCGAUGGAGGAUACGAGUUGGCAGUCUAAGAUGAAUUUUUUGAAAAGAUGUCUAGAAUUGAGUUCCUUAUUCCUCGAUACGGUGAUUUUAAACUACGAGGAUUUUGGCAACGCAACUAUCAUCACCUCGGCAACAUUUAUCGAUUUGAAAGUAAUAUUCAAAAUACUCCAAGUGUGCUCCAAGUACUCACAAGAGCUAAGUGGCCCGGACAGUUCGGUGUCCCAGGUGAUUCCGGCAAUCAGAUCGAUUCGAAGUUGUCUGGUCAAGGUUACUGUCGGCAAAGCAUUCGGUGAAGAUGUUCGGAAGUGUUUCACAGAUACAUUCCAAGAUUUUACUGCUGGACCCACAAGUAUGAAAUAUCAUAUUGCGACUAUAUUGGAUCCACGAUUCGCCUAUUGUGAAACUAUGUAUCAAAAUGAAACAUGGUCGGCUAUCGAAGGACAACUCAGAGAUGCAUUUGUUUCGAAAAGAUUCACAGCAAAGGAUAUUUCACAAUUGAAAUACACGGUGCCAGCAGAUCGAGAAUCGCGGAUUAAAAUCUUCUCGAGUGAACUGGAAAAUUACAAGCAAAUCUUGAAGACGUCUGAUUCUGAGAAUUUCAAAAAUCCAUUCAAAUUUUGGAAAGUUCAUCAAAGGAAGGGAAUGAAAAGUCUAGCGUUUCUUGCUAGAUACUAUCUCGCUUGUCCAGCUGUUGCAAUUGAUGCGAAUUAUUUUGUUGGUGAGGGAAGUGGUAGUUUGGUAAGAGCCUGCAAUAUGUAUCGAGAUGAAGUGGAACUGGCCGCCUAUUUGAAUGCUGCCGCCGUUGAGCAACAGUAUCGUGGAAUUGGUUUUCGAUAUGAAGAAGACGAGGGUGAAAGUAAUACGACAGACGCUGGAGACAAACCAUCAACCUCUGGAGCAUCUACCAGCAGCAGAGCGCCAAAGCGUAGUUUAGAAGCUCGGAACUCCUUCACUGAACAAGUACCGCCAAAGCGACUCGCAGAAUCAUUUAUCGAGCCGGUUAGGAUUCCGGAAAUUCGAAGCUCUCAACAAUUGAUAGCUGGUCCAUCAGAAACACUUGAUAAAGAUGUGAAACAGGAACCAAUAGAGACUGAAGAAUUUGAAAAGAUAUAUGUGAAACGCGAGGCCGUUGAAGAGGAUGAAGAAUACUUUGUGGAGAGAGAAAUUCCUGCACCGUCGCUAUCCCCGCCAGCUGAAAUACUUGAGAAACCAAAAUGGUUCAGAAAAACCUCAAAAUAUGAUGCGAAGAUUGCGGCUUUGAAAAAAGAUCCAAAACCUGCGAAACCUGUCAAGGUGCCCGUCUCGACUAGCUGUGUUCAAUGUGGAACACCGAAACAUGAAGGCUUGAGGAAACGAGAAUGUGUGCCGGAUGAUCGUCUCCCAUUCCUUCUGAACGCUGUUCGCAAAGGAGCUAUUCCAUUGGAGCUCACUCCGCCGAUUUUUAAUCGUAAAGCGAUUUUUUUCUGUCUGGAACACAUGCAUGAGACUUGUGAUGAGCUGUUCAAGAUGUUUGGUGUGAACAGUCCGGAGGAAAUAUUUCGAGUUGAUCCGAGCAGUGUGGAUGAGGAAUUGUUAAGAAUGGCGGCUUAUAUCUCGGGACGAGAGAGCAUAUCAGCGCAACUUUUGAAAUGUAUUUCGUACAAAUUCACUGUCAAAUACCUCCAGAAGACGUGCGCAAUGUGCGACUUGAAUUUUUAUCGGAAGGAUAUGAUGAGCAUCUCGAGAGAAGCGUGGGCGCUGGCCCAAUGGAUUGACUGUAGAAAGCUUGAGUUGACCGAUUCGUGGAAGCAUAAGAAUAUCAAAGAUACAGGAAAGUUGUAUGAAGCUUUGAAGGAGGAUACUGAUGGAUAUCUGUGUAUGAAUCAUUUUCCGGAGAACUGUUUAUCAAAAAGGAAACGUCAUUUGUUGGAUGUUGAGCGAGUUUUUGGAGAAGAUGCUUUAGUGGAUGAUAAUGAAUAUGAGGAGGAGGAGGAGGAAGAGUUGGAAGAUGAUUAUGUUGAGAAAGAAGAUACUUCUGUUUUAAAUUGAUUCUGUUUUGCUUUUUUCUUGUUUUUUUUUCGUUUUAUUAAAAUUCUAUAAAGCUCACUUCAAGUUUUAAA